Molecule: messenger RNA, 2538 nt
Organism: Betta splendens (Siamese fighting fish)
Lineage: Eukaryota; Metazoa; Chordata; Actinopteri; Anabantiformes; Osphronemidae
Gene: pfkla
Product: phosphofructokinase, liver a
Exons: 22
Coding region: 196-2538 (780 amino acids)
Biological process (GO): fructose 1,6-bisphosphate metabolic process; canonical glycolysis; fructose 6-phosphate metabolic process
Cellular component (GO): cytoplasm; 6-phosphofructokinase complex; membrane
Molecular function (GO): fructose-6-phosphate binding; AMP binding; 6-phosphofructokinase activity
Source: RefSeq, a predicted model, not a curated record
GAACGCACGCGGCCACGGAGCGCUCCUCUGUACAGGGCGGAGUCCAACGGCGGUGAAAGGUUUCUCCUUCACGGUUAACCUCGUCCAAACAAGGAAGCGACGUCUUGAGGGGCGUUUGCAGGGACUCGCUGCAGGAUCCACAUUUGUUUGGCCCGUUUCUGUUUUUCGCGACAGUUUCGACCCGAGAAGUUCAACAUGUCCUCGAUGGACCUGGAGAAGCUGAAGAUGACGGGAGCGGGUCGGGCCAUAGCGGUGCUGACCAGCGGUGGCGAUGCACAAGGCAUGAACGCCGCUGUCCGAGCCGUCACCCGAAUGGGCAUUUAUGUGGGCGCCAAGGUCUACCUUAUUUACGAGGGAUAUCAGGGCCUGGUGGACGGAGGAGACAACAUCAAACUAGCUCACUGGCACAGUGUGACCAACAUCAUCCAACUGGGUGGGACCGUGAUUGGAAGCGCCCGGUGCAAAACCUUCCGAUCCCGCGACGGCAGGCUCGCCGCCGCCUUCAACCUGGUGAAGAAAGGCAUCACCAACCUGUGCGUGUGCGGCGGCGACGGCAGCCUCACCGGAGCCAACAUCUUCCGCAGCGAGUGGAGCGGCCUGCUGGCGGAGCUGGUGCAGAAAGGGAGGAUCACGGACACUCUGGCCAAGCAGCACGAUCACCUCAACAUCGUGGGUCUGGUGGGCUCCAUAGACAAUGACUUCUGUGGCACCGACAUGACCAUCGGGGCCGACUCCGCUCUGCACCGCAUCAUGGAGAUAAUUGAUGCCAUCAUGACCACUGCGCAGAGCCACCAGCGCACGUUUGUUUUAGAGGUCAUGGGUCGCCACUGUGGAUAUUUGGCCCUGGUGUCCGCUCUGGCGUCUGGGGCAGACUGGCUCUUUAUUCCAGAGGCUCCUCCACAGGAAGGGUGGGAGGACCUCAUGUGUAGUCGUCUUGAGGCCACCCGCGUGAAAGGGUCCAGACUCAACAUAAUAAUCGUUGCAGAAGGAGCCAUCGACAUGAAUGGCAAACCCAUCACCUCGACCUACAUUAAAGACCUCGUCGUGAAGCGCUUGGGUUACGACACCAGAGUGACCGUGCUUGGCCACGUACAGCGCGGAGGAACUCCUUCUGCGUUCGACAGGAUACUGAGCACUAAGAUAGGUGUGGAGGCAGUGAUCGCCCUGCUGGAGGCAUCUCCCGACACCCCAGCGUGCGUCAUCGGCCUGUCGGGUAAUCACCCUGUUCGUCUGCCGCUAAUGGAGUGUGUGGAAAUGACUAAGUUGGUGCAGACGGCCAUGAACGAGAAGAGGUUUGAUGAAGCUGUGAAGCUGCGUGGAGGGAGUUUUGAGAACAACUGGAACAUCUACAAGCUUCUUGGCUUCCAGAAACCUGCACAGUCUGAAAGCAAUUUCUCCCUGGCUGUUCUGAACGUGGGCGCUCCAGCUGCAGGGAUGAAUGCAGCUGUGAGGUCAGCCGUCAGAUUAGCGCUCGCGCAUGGUCACAAGGUGUACGCUGUCCACGAUGGGUUUCAGGGCCUGGCCAACGGAGACGUUUUGGAAAUGAGCUGGCAUGAUGUGGCCGGGUGGACGGGUCAAGGAGGGUCACUGCUGGGCACAAAGCGAACCCUUCCAGAGAAGUUUAUGGAGAAGAUUGUGGAUACCAUCACCAAGUUCAGCAUCUCAGCUCUGCUUGUCAUUGGAGGUUUUGAGGGCUAUGAAGGUGUGCUGCAACUGUUCGAAGCCCGGAGUCGCUACGAUGAGCUCUGUAUUCCUAUGCUUGUGAUUCCUGCCACCAUCAGCAACAAUGUGCCUGGAACUGAUUUCAGCCUGGGAGCAGACACGGCUGUCAAUGCUGCCAUGGAGAGCUGCGACAAGAUCAAGCAGUCUGCCACUGGGACCAAGAGACGAGUGUUUGUGGUGGAGACUAUGGGUGGAUACUGUGGAUAUCUGGCAACCUCCACCGGUAUAGCUGUGGGUGCAGACGCAGCCUACAUCUACGAAGACCCCUUCAAUAUCCAUGACUUGACCACCAAUGUGGAGCAUUUAUCUGAAAAAAUGAAAAAAGACAUCCAGCGGGGUCUAAUACUCAGGAAUGAAAAGUGCCAUGAAAACUACACCACAGAUUUCAUUUAUAACCUGUAUUCAUCCGAAGGGAAGGGCAUCUUCGACUGUAGAGUUAAUGUGUUGGGGCACCUUCAGCAGGGAGGAGUGCCUUCUCCUUUUGACAGAAACUUUGCCACCAAGUUGGGUGUGAAAGCUGUUCAGUGGAUUACAGAGAAACUCAGUGAGAACUUCAGACAAGGCCGCGUGUUUGCCAACUCUCCAGAAACAGCAUGCGUGCUGGGCCUCAACAGGAAGGUCAUCGCCUUCACCCCUGUCACUGAACUGAAGGGCGUGACCGAUUUUGAGCACCGGAUGCCCAAAGUUCAGUGGUGGUUUAAUAUGCGCCCGAUGCUAAAAAUGUUGGCCCGCUACCAGACAAGCUUCUGUGAAUAUGUCCCAGGGGAGAUUGAACAUGUGACCAAGCGCUCCAUCAGCAUCGACUGUGGAUACUGA